This is a messenger RNA of Loxodonta africana (African savanna elephant), 939 nucleotides long. RefSeq names its product olfactory receptor 2B11-like. Bases 1 to 939 code for a protein of 312 amino acids. Gene Ontology annotation, biological process: detection of chemical stimulus involved in sensory perception of smell; G protein-coupled receptor signaling pathway. Gene Ontology annotation, cellular component: plasma membrane. NCBI's taxonomy places the organism in Eukaryota, Metazoa, Chordata, Mammalia, Proboscidea, Elephantidae. The transcript has a single exon. Gene Ontology annotation, molecular function: olfactory receptor activity; G protein-coupled receptor activity. The record is from RefSeq and is a predicted model, not a curated record.
AUGGCACUAACUAAUGAAAGCCACCCUGAAGAAUUUAUCCUAUUAGGCUUUGCUGACCGUCCUUGGCUGGAGCUUCCUCUCUUUGUCAUUCUUCUGAUAACAUACCCUAUGGCCGUGAUGGGAAACAUCACUAUCAUACUGGUGUCCAAAUUAGAUCCCCGUCUCCACAGCCCCAUGUACUUCUUCCUCACCAACCUCUCCUUUUUGGACAUGUGUUAUACCACAAGCAUUGUCCCUCAGAUGUUAUUUAACCUGGGAAGCUCUAAAAAGACAAUCAGCUACUUGGGCUGUGCAGUUCAGCUUUAUUUCUUCCACAUGAUGGGCGGCACAGAAUGUCUACUCCUGGCUCUCAUGUCCUUGGAUCGUUAUGUGGCCAUCUGCAAGCCUCUUCACUACACCCUCAUCAUGAAUCAGCAAAUCUGUGUCCUCCUAGUAUCCAUUGUGUGGCUGAGUGGAAUGACCUAUGCUGUCUCAGAAGCAACUGUUACAUUACAGUUGCCACUCUGUGGUCUCAACAAACUGGAUCACUUGGUGUGUGAGAUUCCUGUUCUGAUAAAGAUUGCCUGUGGUGAAAAGAGUGUUAAUGAGCUCACACUCUUCGUGAUCUGUAUUUUUAUGCUAGCUGUUCCACUCUGCCUAAUUCUUGCUUCCUAUGCUUGUAUUGGGCAUGCUAUGCUGAAGAUUAAGUCUUCUGAGGGAAGGAAAAAGGCCUUUGGGACAUGUUCUUCACAUCUCAUAGUGGUUUUAUUAUUUUAUGGCCCAGGCAUUAGCAUGUACCUUCAGCCCCCCUCUUCCAUCACUAGGGACCAGCCCAAGUUCAUGGCUCUCUUCUAUGGAGUGGUGACACCUACACUCAACCCCUUCAUCUACACCCUUAGGAAUAAAGAUGUGAAGGGGGCAUUAGGUAGCCUGACUAGAAGGAUUUUCAGUUCCAAGUGA